UCAGCGCGGAACGAGCGGCGCGUGCGCACGUACCGGUAUCACACAGUCGGAAUACGAUCGCGGGACCCAAAUUGUGUCGUAAACUGUCAAUCGUGCCCGUUACAAUAGUGUUUCAUAACCGUUCAGUGCUUGUUAUUUUUUUAAAGGACACCCCGCGACAACGACUCUGCAAAGAGAUAAAUCGAACGCGCGUCUUAAAUGCCGCCCUCAACCAGGGUCUAGCUGACGUCGAAUAACGGGUAACAAGCCGACAAUGUGACGGGUGACAAGUUCCCGCCAAAACUGAUCGUCCACCAUCUUGUUUUAGCAUAGACAAGUGUUGCCAGCUACAAGAUGGCGUUGUUAUGGUGUGUGCUGGCGUGCGCGCUGGCCAUGGCGCAGGCGCAGUCGAACUAUGGAUCUCAAGCGAACAAUAUCGAAUACCAGGGCGAAGGACUCCCUGAACAAACUGUGCUGGAUGGGAAGGUCACAAAGCUGGAUGACUUGAGUCCAGUGAUAUUCCUGAACAGAACGAAAGCCGCUCUCAACUGCGCCGCUGGGGCUAUGCAAAUCGAGUUGAAAUUCAACGAGAAGUUCUACGGCAUAGCUUACGCGGACUUCGACCGGCACUCGGCGUGCAAGGUGCAGGGCAAGGGAGCCCUGUCCUACGAGCUCAAACUGCCGCUCAAAGGAUGCGGCACUAAGCAGGAUCCCCUCCGAGUGUUCACGAACAACAUCGUGGUGCGGUUCCACCCGGGGCUGGAGAUGGAUGGAGACGAGGUCAUCACCAUCGUCUGCCGGUACCCGCCGCCCAUCGUGCCCAAACCUGUCUUCAAUCCUCUUAUAUUUACGCCCGAAACCGGUCCCCUCCCAGCGAAAGCACCUCUCGCCGGUACCCAUAUCCUCAUGAUCAUCUGCGCGAUCCUGUUCCUCACGUUACUGCUGCUAGGCCUCGGAGUAUCAUACCUGUGUCUCAGGAGACGAGCCCUGCCAGCCCCGAGGAGGUUCAUCGAUGACUCCUCAGCUUCUAUUGUUAGCAGGGAGAGUAUACAAGAAGUGAAAAUCCCCCGCGCUCACCCAGUCUACCCAGCAGCUGCCGAAGUUGGCAGCGUGGCGUCCGACACGAUACCCUCAGACUAUCCCUCGGAGACGCCCAGUGAAGCUGAGCAAGCGCAUAGCAAUGCUGCCUUCAUGAUGGACGAGUCUUAUCAUAGCGAAGGCUACGGCUCCACUCGUGAAGCGAUGACCAGCAAUGCUCGGCUAGUCUCUGGCGCGGCGCCAGCCUUCGACGUGCGCGUGCGCGUGCAGCGUCCCCCCGCGCCGCCCUCGCCGCCAUCCACCAUCACCUUGACGGAGACUGAUGGAGGAAGCAUCAGACAAACCCUAAUCUCUGAAGAACACGAGCGCCAAGAAUCAGUUCGCACAGUAUCCCCCGUGGCACUUCCUCUCCCCGCGCGCGCCUCUCAACUUCCCCCGCCCGAGCGUCCUCCGCGCCCACCCGCGGUCUACUCGCAAGUCAACAGGGACAAACAGGAGUGGUCUCGACGUCCGCGGUCCAUCGUGUCCCUCAACACUGAGAUGACUGACACCCACUCAGUCACUGAAGUCACUGACCGAUCCCACGCCAGGAUGUUCCAUAUCAAGAAAGCACCUCCUCCGCCUCCUCCUGUGAUGAGGGAGCGUCUGGAAACUGAAGAACAGGAGAUGCUGAUGGAGAGCCUUGAGCCUAUCCCUGAGACACCCAUCAUGCCUGCGAGAAAACCCGAAAUCACCUCCCACGUAGUAGACGACGUCUUCCUCCGCACUAUUACCGAAAAGAAGACCAUAGAAGACAUUGAGCGUCACAAACGCCUGGUCACUGAAUACAAGCAGGUCCCAGCACCUCCACCACACUUCGACGUGACGAUACGGAACCAUACGGUCCCUGAGGCACAGUGGGAGAACUUCUCAGACAUCAGCUCGGCUUCUGGCAUGACUUUGACUCCUAAGAUGGAGAGGGUACCGCUUUCGUUGCCGCCGCAGAAGUAUAUUGGUACAGGCGGCCCCGACCUAUUCUCCCCGGAGCUGAUCAAGCAGACCGGCCAAGUAUACCAGUCCCCCGAUCUCCCCCUCCUCCCCGAGCUGCCCCCCGCCCGCAACCCCCUGUUCAGGGACGAAGAUGAUGAGGACGUUCCGGAGCCGGUACCAGCUCCGCCCGUGCCGACCAACUGGAGUGUGCUCACUAGGGUGCUGAAGACUGAGGCGCAGGAUGAGGUCCUCUCAGAAACCGAGCGCUCCUACCGCUUGACCCGCGAAGAGCGUCUCCGCUGGCGCGAACUCAUCACUCACGAGAGCACUCUCCGACGCGAACUGGCGCGCUCCUCCACUCGUGAGGACUUCACCCGAGUCGCACAUGACCACAGGUUCGCGCCCCUGUACGCGCCGCCCAAGUGGGAGGUCAUUAUAAGAAUACUGGCACCGCCGCCUGAUAAACCCAAGAAUCGCUACCGCAAGAAGACAGAAUGGGACUCGCGGUCGCGGCGCAGUUCCCUGCCCACGCUGUACGAGUACGACAGCGACGCCACCUCCCUGCGCGACCCGCAGCGCUCGCGCCGCUCCUCCUACCGCAGCGACCAUGUUGAUAUGAGAUCAAUGUCGGAGAUGAUGGUGGACUACGCUCGAGAGCAGGCGGACACUCACUCGGAGGUGUCGGGCGGCACACAACUGGGACGAUACUACGACGACGACAGUGACUCCGAACAUCCAUUCCAUCAGAACCAGCCAUGGUCCCGUCACUCCCUGCACCGCUCGGUGAGCCAGCCGUCGCUGGCGCGCUCGGCGACGGAGGUGGUGGAGCAGUGGACCGCGCCUGAAGGGGACGUCACUCCCACGCCUGGACGCAGGAUUAGAGGUCCACAAGGAUUAACGACCUUCACAUCAUCCGAAGUGCGAACCUUCCAAGCGUCCCGAGAGUGGCGCGAAUAGACGCCAUUGUUAGCGCGAUACAGAACAAUGCAACUCACGAUACGAGCAAUAGAUGGCGCUGUACGCAAUUUUGUAAAUUGACAGGAAUUGAUUUAAUUACUUAGUAAAACAUAUACGUAGGUAUUAUGCUCAAAGUUACUCAAGUGAUAAACUUCACUGCCUUAUUUACAUUGAUUUUUAUUUCAUACAUUCCUUGAUGUUUUAGUUUAGUGCGAUUCCGUCCAUUCGUGACUAAUACCUGUUUUGUGACAUAAUAGAAGUAAUUGAAUUGAUUUUAUAUAAAUUUAAUGCUUGGCAUUAUUAAGAUUUUAUUUUGUAAUAAGAUAUAAAUGAUGUGUACAUUGACGAUGUGUAAAAUGUAUAAUAUUUCCACGCGGAAUCUAAACUUUUAUAUACUUUUUUGAAUAUUGGUGAAUACUUUUGUAUUGAUUUUCAGGAUUAAGAUCUUUACGUACUUAAAAUAUAGUUUUAAAAAGCGUGUCCAUUAUAGUAUCAUAGGUACAACGUAUACAAAAGAUACCAUUAUUUUAAUUAACAAGUUUUAAAAGGUCAACUAUAUUUAGUUUAUUUUAGGGUUGAAUUCCAUAAAACUUAUUUUUAUAUCUUUAAACUAACAAAGUGCCAAAAUGAUAAUUAACGCUUCUUAACAAUCAUUGAUUUUCUUGUGAGUGUACAUUUUUAUGUACAUUUUGAAUAUUUUUUUCUUACAUAGCUAUGGAUUUUAAUAAUCUCGGGAAAAGUUUAUUAAAGUUAUUUCGCUUUUUUUUUCUGCCAACACUAAUAUUAGGUGUAAAUAGGUAAAUGUAAGUCAAAGAAGUGUUAUACCUAGCAGUUGAGGCAAGACGGACCACUUAAACCAACCCAUUUAGUCUUGUGAUGGACAAGUAAAUAUGUCAUCUAUAUAUAAAAAAAGAGAAUUUGGUUGACUUUAGUCCACUACUUUAUUAAAAGUAUUUCUUGCCUCGGUUGCUAUGUGAGUGUGGGAUUUAAAGGGCAAUGGGAUAGUGCAAGUUGUGCUCAAUUAGCGGUUUUUACAUAUUUUGGUGGAGACCAACUGUCUAUGUCGAUCUGAUAAAAAGACCGUAUUACGUCCACGGAUGAAAUUUAACUUUUAUAUGAAAAAAUGCAACGUAUUAGCAAUGCAUUUGUGAUUCUCAUUGUAAACGAAGAUAAAAUUGCAAAUGAAUUUUAGUUUAAACUUUAUUGCCAGUUGCAAAAAAAUAAACCGCGGUAACCAUGUGGUGCUAAGACAUUAAAAAUAUCUAAUAUUUUUUUGUAUCAAUUGAAUUUGUUUACAUGUAAAUUUUGUAUUUACAUUGUGAAUUGAUGUAUUUUAAUAUUAAAUAUACGUAUCUUAACAUUUUA
This is a messenger RNA of Helicoverpa zea (corn earworm), 4308 nucleotides long. It is a transcript of the gene pot, whose product is annotated as xin actin-binding repeat-containing protein 2. Lineage: Eukaryota; Metazoa; Arthropoda; Insecta; Lepidoptera; Noctuidae. Bases 334 to 2943 code for a protein of 869 amino acids. The record is from RefSeq and is a predicted model, not a curated record. The transcript is spliced from 21 exons.